UUGUUGUCAUAGACAAUUUUCUUUCGUAGCUUUUUUUUCGACCGCCAAAAUGAAAACAGGUCAUUCAAUUCUGUUUUGACUUUAGCUAACUGAGCUUUAUAGCAAAACAAGGAAGUAAGAGGAUUGUCGGUGGAAAGAUUUUGGACGACGUCUCAAACAGACGUUUGGUUUGAUUCGUUCAACAAUCUCCUUCUGUUAACCCUACUUCGUUCCAGUCGCCUACGUACUAAUUAUAAUCCGCUAAUUAAUCAGUCAGAUUAGCGAUCAAGAUAAGCCGUCAUGUCAUAACUUUAUCACAACUUGUGAGAGAGUUUCAGGGUAAGACUAGUGAUUGAAAACUUGGAAAUGAGGUGGCAUUAAAAAAGAUACAGGAUAGAUACAAGUUUUAAGACGACUAGCAGAUCCAAGAAAGAAUACGACAAAAUGCAAGAAGGUGCCGUGCGGAAGACGACAACAUUCUCUACCGUCUCCAUUUGUCCGAACCCCGCCCAGAAGGUUAAGGACUCUGAGUCUUGUGCUGUUUGCAUUCUAAAUAGCUCCAGGAGGGCUGAUCUUUACUAUAACAACUUUGGAUAUUUUUUCCCAUUAAAUCGAUCACUAAAAGGAAAACUGCGGCAUGACCUUACGCCCUCGGUAUCAAUGACAAUCGAUGAAAACGAGCCGGUAUUCAACACACAAUGAGGCUUAAAGCGGAACUCAAACGCCUUCGGUUCCAAGUCAGAUCUUCCACUAUUGUUGAACUUGACUUCUGUCCAACCUAAACUACUUGCAAGGAAGUAAGUUUAGAGGCGGUUUAUAAAGCAGACUCUGUAAACAUUUGCUGCACGAAACUGGGAAGGACGACCUAUUGCAAGGAUUACGUUUGAAUGGAAUGAACUGAAUCUGGCUUGCUGUUUAUUUACAAUUCUCUUCUCUAGGCGAGCAACUUCUUAAUCCAGUUAUACAAACCGCAGACGUUUGCUGCGACAAUUUUCUCUGUUUACGGGGCGCCUUGAAUUAAAUUCUACAACUAUCACGUGGAACAAUGCAGAGUAGAGGCGAAGCCACUGGCAGACGAAUGUCAUUUCCACAAGACAAUCACGGCCACUUAUUCCAACGAAGCAGGCCUCGGAAUCUUAGCAUUGGGUCAAAUAACAACAUCGAGGAGGAAAAUAGAAUCAUUCGUGCCGCCGUGUUGGGAAAAGAUGGCGUCGGAAAGACAGCUUUUACAGUACGUCUGUUGACACGUCGCUUCAUUGGUGAUUAUGAUGGAACUUUAGGUAAGUUGAAGAUUUGUAAUCAUUACUUCUCGGCAACAAAUUAAAGACACCUUCUGUCGACCACCAUCAGUUCGUGAAACUGCAAGGCAAAUGUGACGUGACCAAAGAACGGGUUAGGUCAAGAUGAUCCAAGUUCUAAGAUACUAACGAUAGCAGUUCUAAGCAAAAAGUUCUGCUCACUAGCUUUUUUCGAGACCGAUUCGGUUAACGUGUUAACAUCCUCGUUACUAUCCAAUUCAGAUCACGUGAUGAUUCAAUUGGAACAAAUGUGCAAUUUGCCACACGCAACGGAUUGCAUGGCAGCAGAUCAUUUUCUCUUGAUGGGAGUAUGUACAAACUGAAUAAUUGUUACCUCUCAAAUGAAUCAUCACGUGGUCUGAAUGGGGCGGCAACAAGGGUGUAAACACGCCAGCCGAAUCCGUCAUUCUGCUAGGCACAUUUAAGUCCAAAGACCCAAAGUGAGAAUUACUAUACACCGUUAGCAUGUCACAAUCAAGUUCUAUGCAUAUGUAAAUGCUGUUCAACAGCUAUUGACACACAGACUUGCACACACAGAAAGUACUGCUCAAUAGCUUUCAAUAGGUCAUGUUCGAUAUAAUAUCAAUAAUCUAACAUCGAUCCGAGGCUUUCGGGUAAAAAUUGCAACUUUGUUAAGUUUCUUUUGUCUCUCAGUUUCCAA
This is a messenger RNA of Orbicella faveolata, 1938 nucleotides long. RefSeq names its product ras-related and estrogen-regulated growth inhibitor-like. The record is from RefSeq and is a predicted model, not a curated record. Gene Ontology annotation, molecular function: GTP binding; GTPase activity. Lineage: Eukaryota; Metazoa; Cnidaria; Anthozoa; Scleractinia; Merulinidae.